Thermochaetoides thermophila DSM 1495 is the source of this 1779-nucleotide messenger RNA. RefSeq lists its product as uncharacterized. Gene Ontology annotation, cellular component: extracellular matrix. Gene Ontology annotation, molecular function: protein binding. The record is from RefSeq and is a predicted model, not a curated record. The coding region runs from base 1 to 1779 and encodes 592 amino acids. Lineage: Eukaryota; Fungi; Ascomycota; Sordariomycetes; Sordariales; Chaetomiaceae. The transcript has 3 exons.
AUGUCUGCGCCCUACAUCGGCCAGCGUAGAUCGUACGACGGCGCGCUCUGCACUGUGAGAUACAUUGGCGACGUCGCGGGCACGUCCGGCUCAUGGCUCGGCGUCGAGUGGGACGACCCGUCGCGGGGUAAACACGAUGGCCAACACAAGGGCGUGCGCUACUUCUCCUGUAAAUCCAAAUCCCCGACCGCGGCGUCAUUUGUGCGCCCGACGCGCCCAGCCGAUGCCCCGCAGUCCUUCCUGGCCGCGCUCCACAAAAAGUACGUCUCGGACCCCGACAAGGACAAGGAGCCGCCGCGUCAGGUCUAUUUCAACUCCAAGGUUGCCGAGGAGGUUGGCUUUGAUAAGGUCCGUCGGAAGCAGGCUAAGCUGGAUGAGCUGAAGUAUGUCAUCCUGGAUGGGCUACGCGUUGCGAGGGCGUAUGAGGAGGGGGCCGAGGAGAGGCCGAUUGGGGAGGUGUGUCCUGAGAUUAGGGAGCUGGAUUUGAGUAGGAAUUUGUUUGAGCGGUUUGGGCCGGUUGUUGAGAUUUGUCGGGAGCUGAAGCACUUGAAGAGCUUGAGGAUCAAUGGGAAUCGCUUCCAGAAUGUCCAGGAGGAUGAGAAGCUCCAUGAGUCAGAUGGAGCCUUUAACGGCGUCACAGAGCUGGCUCUGGAGGACACUCUCCUCGACUGGCAGGAGAUUUGCCACAUCGCGGCCAAGUACCCGGCCCUCACGACACUCCAUGCCGGGUUGAACCAGUUCUCAACCCUCACCUCGAUCCCAGAAGUCCCUUUCACAUCAACCCUUGUCUCUAUCCAUCUUGAGUUCAACGAGUUCUCUUCCCUCUUCGACCUUGCGCCGCUGACCUCCAUCGCAAGCCUGCGCAACCUCCUCCUCAAAGGCAACAAAAUCGACACCAUCGCCCCUCCUUUCUCCUCACCCCCUGUCUUUAGCCAAACCUUGCAACACCUCGACAUCUCCUACAACCGCGUCUCCUCUUGGUCCUUCGUCGACGCACUCAACACAGUCUUCCCGGGCCUGACCUCCCUCCGCUUCACGCACAACCCUAUCUACGACGAUCCCGACCUCGACACACAGGAAUCAUACCCCUCAACAGCAUCCAGCACCACAGCCAAAGGAAAGGGCAUCGCCAAAUCCGACGAAGCAUUUAUGCUAACCAUCGCGCGCCUUGCAUCCCUCAAAACGUUGAACUUCAGUCCCAUCACUGCGAACGACCGUUCCGAUGCGGAAAUGUUCUACCUGUCCCGUAUCGCGAGGCAGUUAUCGUCUGUUCCGGAGGCGGCUGAGAAGGAGGUGCUUGCGCGACAUCGUCGUUGGGCUGAGUUGUGUGAGGUCUAUGGUGAACCUGCUGUUGUCAGGCAAACGGAGCUGAACCCGAAUUUUUUGGAGGCUAGGCUUAUCAAGGCUGAGCUCAUUCCUGCGUGGGAGGGGUCACCGGAGAAGAAGUGUGUGCAGAUACCGAAGGCGUUUGAUAUCUAUGCUGUGAAGGGGAUUGUGGGGAGGUUGUUUGGGUUACCCCCGUUGGGGCUGAAGUUGGUGUGGGAGACGGGAGAGUGGGAUCCUGCUGCGGGGUUUGAAGAGGAUGAGGCUGGGGAAGGGGAGGAAGAUUUGGAGGCUGAGUGGGAGAGGAAAGUGGAUGAAGGAGUUGUCGUGGGGGAAGGAUUGGAGGGUAAGAAGGGGAGAUGGGUGAAGAGAGAGGUUGAGUUAAAGGACGGGCCGAGGCAGUUUGGAUAUUGUGUGGAUGGGUUGGAGGUGAGGAUACGGGUUGAGAAGCGGUAG